ACCCCCGCAGCCCACCCACCAUUCCAUCCACGGCGAGCAGAGCACGGGCGCCACGCCAAGCGGCAAAAUCCCGGAGGCAAUCGAUUGACUGACCAAUCGAUUGACUGACUGAUUACGCUCGCGGCGAAGGCGGCGGACAGGCAUGGGGGUGCUGCGGAGCACGCAGAGCAUGGAGGCGGAGGUGGAGGAGAUGCGGGCGUCCCUCCUGCUGCCGCCGCUCCGCCGCCCCGGGGCCGGGCCGCCGGCGUGGGGUAGGUCGGGCGCGGGCUCGGGCGGCGCGGCGGCGAAGAGGGCCCAGGGCGCGGAGGAGGGCGCCGCGGAGGCGCGGGACGUGUGCGUCACGGGGGGGAUUUCCUUCGUGGGGCUCGCCGUCGUCGACCGCCUCCUCCGCCACGGGUACACCGUCCGCCUCGCCCUCGAGACCCAAGAGGAUCUGGACAAGCUGCGGGAGAUGGAAAUGUUCCGUGAGAAUGGCAGGGAUGGGGUUUGGACUGUGAUGGCGAAUGUGAUGGACCCAGAGAGUUUGCACCGAGCUUUCAACGGCUGUGUUGGUGUCUUCCAUACCUCAUCACUCGUGGAUCCAGGGGGCAUAUCUGGCUACACGAAACACAUGGCGAGUCUGGAAACCAAAGCGGCAGAACGAGUGGUUGAAGCGUGCGUGAGGACGGAGUCCGUGAGGAAGUGCGUCUUCACCUCGUCAUUGUUGGCCUGCGUGUGGAGGCAGAGCUACCCUCAGCACCGUCGGUUUCCCACCACUGUUGACGAGAACUGCUGGAGCGACGAGACCUUCUGCCGUGACAACAAGCUGUGGUUUGCGCUUGGCAAGACAAUGGCAGAGAAAGCGGCGUGGAGGGCGGCACGGGGCAGAGACCUGAAGCUGGUGACGAUCUGCCCUGCACUGGUGACCGGGCCGGGGUUCCGGAGAAGGAACUCCACCCCCUCCAUCGCUUACCUCAAAGGAGCGCACGCCAUGGUGGCGGAGGGCCUGCUGGCGACAACGGAUGUGGAGCAGGUGGCGGAGGCACAUGUCCGUGUGUACGAGGCGAUGAACGGUACUGCUGGUGGGAGGUACAUCUGCUACGACCACAUUGUGCGGCGUGCUGAGGAGUUCGUCGAGCUGGAGCUCCAGCUGGGGCUCCAGGCCAGGGCACCACCCCCGCACGAUGAGCAAGCGGCCACGGCCAUAGCCACGCCGUCGUUUGAGCUCUGCAACAGGAAGCUGACGAGGCUGGUGUCCUCACGGCGACGGUGCACCCACGAUGCCUACCUCUCGGUGUCAUAUGACUAAGCUGACCGGAGGAAGAGAAGACGAUGUGGAAUGGCGGGCGUGCGUGGUGUUUGUACAGAGUUCUGCCACCGCGUUCCCUUCAGUAAUAAAGCUGAGCCAGCCAGAUAUAGAUAGAUCAUAUAGAUGUACAGAGAAAAAAAAAUCGUUGACCUACAGAGGUUUGGCUUUCAAUGGGAUCCAAUGAGAUCGAUCUAGGCAUGUGGUGAUGACCACGAGCUGAAACACUUGCACCUGCACUGAAUCCAAUGAAAUCUAGGCAUGAGGAUUUCUGCUUGUGCUAAGA
Messenger RNA from Brachypodium distachyon (stiff brome), 1571 nucleotides. RefSeq names its product cinnamoyl-CoA reductase-like SNL6. Lineage: Eukaryota; Viridiplantae; Streptophyta; Magnoliopsida; Poales; Poaceae. Gene Ontology annotation, molecular function: 3-beta-hydroxy-Delta5-steroid dehydrogenase (NAD+) activity. The record is from RefSeq and is a predicted model, not a curated record. The transcript has 4 exons. The coding region runs from base 143 to 1288 and encodes 381 amino acids. Gene Ontology annotation, biological process: steroid biosynthetic process.